AAAAGGGGGAUAUAUUCAGAAGUCUGUAUUUUUAAUGUGUUUUAAAGACAUCUUGCCUUGGUCAAAUGUUAAUGCCAUUUGGGGGGCCUUGCCCUGGAAAAGUUUGGGAACCCCUGGAAUAGGUUAUAGGAAAUAUAGGCACUGCAACCAGUCAAAUUAGUGUGCCAGAACUAACUGUUGUAUUUUUUAUUUUUUUUAAUGGCUGACCAAAGGAUUAUAAAAAAAACAGGCAAGCAGUCUGUCAUGAACAUGUUUUCUCAGCCACUUGUUCUGAGGCCGUUGCUUAAACUUUUAUUAUUCUUUUUUUUUUUUUAUCAUGGUUACACUUAUUUUCCAGGUUAUUAUACAAGAUCUACAGGAGGAACAUAUUCUUAAUCAAUAUUGUCAGUUAAAUUUUGAAUUUAAUGCAACAAACAAAGGUGAAAAUAACACUGCUAUAAACAUUUUAUUUGAUUCAACUGAUAUUACCAUUGAUUUUAAAACAGUACUAGUAUUGUUUCGAAGACAUUUCAUAUCCUUCAUUUGAAUAACUGAAAGCCGACUGAAAGGAAAAUUCCAAGAAAUGGAACAUUAUUAUUUAAAAAGUCAUUCUCUUUAAGGUUUACUGUUGGUAUAUGCUAAAUACUUAAUGAGCCGAGCUUAAUGAACUGCUCACAAUGCUCUCAAGCUCAGUCACGUGCUUGCAACGCGUUGUCUAUAUAAAGUUGUCCUUCUCGCGCACCCUAUUGAGGAAGUAAACAGACAGUUGGUUGUUUCGUGAUUAGUGUUCUUUACUUUGGAGGAAAGAUGUGGUUGACUGUGUCAUUUGUAGUCGCCUUGAGUCUUUCAGGUUCAUCAGCAGUGUGUCCGUGUGAACAUGAGCAGCUGUGUCAGCCCGUUCAGCAGGAACAUGAGUUUGAGGUAUUCGUAUUUGAUGUUGGGGGUAAAGGCUGGAAAUUUUAUGACUGGUCCCAUGUGACGACAGUUGCUACUUUUGGAAAAUAUGAUGCUGAGCUAAUGUGCUAUGCUCAUUCUAAAGGGGCACGUGUUGGUCUGAAAGGUGUUGUACCCCUCUCGGAUAUGGUGGAUGUUGGCAAAAGGACAGCUUGGAUCACAGAAAAAGUCAAUUUGGCUAAAAGCCAGUUCAUGGAUGGUAUAAACCUUGACAUUGAGCAGGCUGUUGAGGAGUCUUCCCCUGAGUACUACGCUUUGACUGCCCUUGUCAGGGAGACCACAGAAACAUUCCAUAAAGAAAUUCAGGGUUCUCAGGUAUCAUUUGAUGUGGCUUGGUCGCCUAAGUGCAUUGAUGAGCGCUGCUAUGACUACAAAGCGAUUGCAGAUUCCUGCGACCUGGUUUUUGUCAUGUCUUAUGAUGAGCAGAGUCAGAUCUGGGGGGACUGCAUUGCAAUGGCAAAUGCACCUUUAAAUCAAACCCUGGCAGCAUAUGAUCAAUACAUGGGGAUGAAAAUCGAUUCAAAUAAACUGGUGAUGGGAGUUCCAUGGUAUGGUUAUGACUACCAGUGUCUGAACUUGUCUCAGGAGGGCAUCUGUACAAUUCCUAAAGUGCCUUUUAGAGGAGCACCUUGCAGUGAUGCAUCUGGAAAGCAAAUCCCUUACAGCACUAUGAUGAAACAAAUCAGUAGCUCUACAUCUGGGAGGCUCUGGGAUGAAAUCCAACAAGCUCCCUACUAUAAUUACCAGGAUGGUAAGGGGAACAUUCACCAGGUGUGGUAUGAUGAUCCAGAGAGCAUUUCAUUGAAAGCUUCUUACGUAGGACAGCGGAGUUUGAGAGGAAUCGGCAUGUGGAACGGAAAUCUCCUUGACUACAGAGAUGACCCUGUUGCCCGUCAGCAAAGUGCUGAAAUGUGGAAUGCGCUCAUCCCAAAACAUGCACCAUCUAUGACUGACUCCUGAGACUACAACUGUUUCUCCUAAUCAGUAGAACAAUUUUCCCAAGUCUAAUAAAAUACACGAUGUAAUACUUGACUUCAGUGUUUUAAAAUUGUUAGUAAAAAAGACAUUCCCAGCCUUUUAAAUGACACAAUCAAUUUUUACCCUUAUUUUGUUUUUAAAUGGAUAUGAUUGACAGUGUGAUCUUAAAUCUUUGAAUUAAAAAAAAAAUCAUAGGUUUUAAAGACGUAUUCAAUUGUAGAGGACUGAACAUUAAACAGCAGCCAUACUGUAUACUUUCUUUAUUCCCAUUUAAUUAUCUUUAGUGUGACGAAAAAGCCUAUUCUAGUUGGCAUCCAGAAAGAUUGCACAGAAACUGGAUCCCACACUGUGUGUGGGUAUGUUGCAGUCGGUUAGAUUUGAUUGUUUGCCUGAAUAAAGUUUAAGAGAACGUAUUCACAAAUAGCUACUAGAGUACUAAUGGAAUACAAUCCAUUUUAAAUUUAGGAAGUUGCUGAAGUGACUCUAGAGGUUACCCAAGGUCAGCAGAGCCUGUGAGAGGCUCCACGAAUGAGCACUGAGACUUUUUCUGCAUUAGUUCUGCUUUCAAGGCUUGAAGCUCCAUGGCAGCCUGAAUCCUCAGUUAAAAUUAGCAGAACAGAAAGUAUACUGUUUGUUUGAUUUAUUUAUUCAUUCAUUCCUUUUUAUAGAGGGACAAAUCUGUGUGGAUAAUGUGCUUAAUUUACAUACCAUAAUUUGUGUGUCAAGUUUCAUUUUGGCAUCAUCAGUGUUUUUCUUCAGGCUCUCUAUUUUGCAGCUUUCAGUCAUAAUCUGGAUUCUCAGGUCAUUCUGUGAAAGAGAAAAUUAGUACUUUAGUUAUUGGUCCAGGUCUGGACUGUGGUAAUGAAUUUAAAGUUAUACACACAAAGGGCUCAAUUGAACAGGGUAUAAAAAGACCACGUUUUCCCUUUGUAAAACUGCAUCCCUCUUCGUUUUAUUUAUAUCUAUAGAAACAUUUGAAACAGGUUCAGAGUUUAUAAACUAAUACAUUUAUAAACUUGUAAUAGAUCUUAGAUGCUCUUAAUAUUUAUUGCAAUUUAUCUCAUUAAUUAGUUGGUUCUGUAUAUUAGUAAGCUGGCUGGCUAGCUAACUAACGGCUUCAUAUUUUUCAUGUGUAGCAAGAUUUUUUUCUUUCCAUGGUAGUAUCAGCUUUUUUUUUUUCUUCUGGUUUAAUUACUGUCACUGCAAAUUAUUGGUAUUUAAGAAAGUUAAACACAGUUUAACAUUUUACUCAGAAGUGGAUGUUUGUCUCCCUCUACUGUAAGACAACCUACAGUUUUCCCAUUAGUUUUUCACUGAGCAAGUGGAAACGAUAACCUUUAUACUUGACAGUUUCCCUGCUGAUCUUUGUUUGUUCCUUACAUCUCUGGCUUGCAGCUGCUGAAACAAUUUGUUGUAAAAUGUCUCGAGUUCCUGGCAAAGGCUUUUCAAGGUUUCUUUCAGUGAUUCUGUGGCCUUUUUGGUGUCAAAAUACCUUCUCUUCCCGUUGUCUCGUGCUAGGGUGUUCGUUGUUUGGAGAAUAGCCCUUUUAAGUUCAAGUCAAAGUAUGUUAUUUACAAAUUCAGCUAGUGCAUACCUUUCACUAAAAUAAAAUAAAAUCUUAACAUUUUACAACUAGUGCAUACCUUGGUUCCUACAGUGUCUAUUCAAAGCUAGCAGUUCUUUUCCCUUUCUCAGAAGCAUUUGUCUUGUUUUUUCUAGCUUUUUUCUUUCUUCUUGGACCAGUCUAAUUUCCUUCAGCAGUUCAUCCCCUAGGUAAGUAACCAUAUUUAAUUUAUUCAUCACUAGUUAUCUUUAUAUUCUGUUGCACUAGAAGUUAAGAUUGUUGUAACAUCUCACUGUUAAUUGAAAGUUUAGGAGUGGUCUUUUGCUCAUGCGGAGGCUGAGAAAGGGCACUAGGAGCUGAAUCAAACAAAACAGAAACAUAUAUAGUUUCAGCUCCACUCACAUGGACCUGUUGUGGAAAGAAGAAAACGAGGCACUUUCUGCAAUAAAGCCUUUCUAUACAUCUUCACUGCACACUGGACAGGAAAGCACCCCUGCUGGAAUUUUAGCCAGUCCCUAAAGGUCAUAGUGUUUUAACAAGGAUCAGGCAUUUAUGAGUACAAGACUUCCCAGGUCUUCUAGGAGAACUAUUCAGAAAUGUGUUCAUGAAUGUUCAUUGUGGCUUGAAUUGAAGAAGACGAAUAUGAUUCCCAACCUUACCUCAUCACCUGGUUUCUUUCUGGGUAGCUUCAACAUUGGAGACAGCAUAUUUUAUAAAUAAAGCAUAUUUUCAUAACAACUCCACCUUUUACAAUAUUAUCUUCCUUGAGAGUGGAAUAACCCAGUAUCUGGACCCUCCUGCAUAUCUGGUACUCCAGUAUCUCUGGUCAAAUUUCUCUUGUAACAAGGCAUUAUCUCAUUUUUCUCCAUUUCAUUUGGAGAUUGUUUGAUGGGGAUAAAUAUUAAAAAUAUUUAUACUGCAUUAUGUCAUUUUUACCUACAGAUUUUGGAUAACAUAUGAUAGUAAAGACAAAUUUAAGACAACAUAAAGCAGCUUAAUAUAAGAGUACAGCUAGAGUUUACAAAAGAAUAGCUUCUUCUUGAACAUAAAGUGUUACCAUGCUGCUUUGCCACAAACUCCUCUUGGACAUUCUAACAUUUUUGGAGCUUCGAUCCACAUGGAGUCUUCACAUCCCAGGAGUCUUCCUCCCUCUCCUCCAAGAAACUGAAGCUACUCUCUUUUUCUAAACUUAGGGCUAGGACAUACUGCUGGGGGCUCUUGUUUGAUUAGUGGGAAUUUAGUAGGUUCUUUUGUCUGGCCAGGUGCAAAAAUGGGUCUAGGAGGGUAACAUGUCUGAGAGUCAGUGUUGUAAAGGACAGUGUCUGAGCUUAGAGACCAGGUGAAAAGGCCAGGUGAAUAUCCAGGGGUUGUACCGCAUAUAAAAAAACAUCCUAAACUACUGUCUAUUUCAAACUUUGUGGCAAAAGUUUAAGGAAGACCCAUAUGGGUUUGAUGGCCAGGUGUCUACAUACUUCUGGUCAUAUAGUGUAUAAGAUUACCUUUUGCUCAUACUAUAAUUUUUACUUUUGAAGAAUUUAAUUUUGAUAGAUUAAUCAUACAGAAAUUAUUGCUACCACUUGUAUGAAAAAUGCUAUAUAAAUA
Molecule: messenger RNA, 5077 nt
Organism: Ictalurus furcatus (blue catfish)
Lineage: Eukaryota; Metazoa; Chordata; Actinopteri; Siluriformes; Ictaluridae
Gene: ctbs
Product: chitobiase, di-N-acetyl-
Exons: 7
Coding region: 787-1893 (368 amino acids)
Biological process (GO): chitin catabolic process; carbohydrate metabolic process
Cellular component (GO): extracellular region
Molecular function (GO): chitinase activity; chitin binding
Source: RefSeq, a predicted model, not a curated record